Molecule: messenger RNA, 1662 nt
Organism: Phymastichus coffea
Lineage: Eukaryota; Metazoa; Arthropoda; Insecta; Hymenoptera; Eulophidae
Exons: 3
Coding region: 1-1662 (553 amino acids)
Molecular function (GO): 3'-5' exonuclease activity; nucleic acid binding
Source: RefSeq, a predicted model, not a curated record
AUGAGCGAAAAUAGUGGAAAAUGGUUUUGGAAAGGCAAAAGAGUUACUCAAGCAGUUUACAAGAAACGAUGCAAGCAAACCGAGAUAGAAAAAGGUAUAAGAAAACGACAGAGCGAGAACAUGCAAACAGAUACAGUGACAGACUUGGCAGCAACAACAACAAUAAAGUCUAAUAUCGAAGGACGCAGAAUAAUUCAUGUAGAUACUUUGGCGCAACAAUUGUUCUGUAUUAAAUGUGGAUCAACUUUGUCUUUAGUUGACUGUGUUAAAGAAAAAAAAAAGUUUAGCCUCUAUUUUCUACGUAAAAUGUCGAUCAUGUCAACCAAGGCUAUGGAGCCUUAUGGUGCUGUAAAACUCACCAAAGAUAAUGAUAUUCUGUCUAGUUGUAAUGUUGAAGUAGGUACUAUAAUUACUGACAAUGAUAGCAGUGCGAUUGCCGCUAUGCGCAAUUCUCUUAAUUAUGAGAUAGUAAAACAGGCUGACAAAAAUCAUACGAGUAAGGGCGUUACUAAAGCUUUAUGGAAAAUCGAGCCUAAAUUCAAAGAACUAAAUGGUGACAGCAUAAAUUAUUUGGAUAAAUGUUUCAAUUAUUGCGUUUCUCAAAACAUUGGUGACUCUCAAUGUAUGGCCGAUGCUGGACGAAACAUACCAAAUCAUAGUUUUAACUUGCACGCAUUAUGUGGUCCCUGGUGCAAAUUUAAAGAAAAUCCUACUUCCUAUCAUCAUAGUGUGAUUGGUGAAGGGUUCAAAGAGGCAAAUCUUUAUAAUGCUUCACUCGAAAUUUUUGACGACUUAGCUGAUAAGGCACAACAAUACUCUGCAGGUGCUUCCACCAACCCAAAUGAAAGCAUGAAUGCUUCAAUUAUAUAUUUAUGCACAAACGCCAGAGUUCAAAAGGCGACGACUAUUUUUGAUAAAAAAGAAAAUAAGCUUAGAAAGAAAACAGCUUUAACUGAGGGAUGUACCUAUGAAACCGAAUGCCAACUUUUGAAGUGUCUUGAUGUAUACGUACCCAUAGCCAGUUUUUCGGAAGACGUUCAACCAAUAAUAGUUCUAUUUGAUUUAGAAACUAGUGGCUUUCGCAAAACUGCAGACAUUUUACAAAUAGCUGCUAAUUCGGUUGAAUUCGGUGAAUUCGAGUUUUCAACGUAUAUACGACCAAGUGAGGCUAUUGACGAAAAAUCAAGUCAGAUUCAUGGAUUGCGUUACAUAGAUGAUCAUUUAGAAUGUAAUGGUAAAAUGAUCGAGACAGUUUCACUUACAGAAGGUAUAAUUGGAUUUUAUGAGUUUCUUUACCACUUGAAUAGAAAGUGCAUUUUAACAGAACAUAAUUGCAAAUUCGAUUAUCCGAGACUUAUUCUUGCAAUAAAUAAAGUCUUCAUGAUAGAUCGUUUCAAAUCAGUUGUUGAAGGAUUUUCUGAUUCGUUACCUCUUAUUUCUAAGCGUAAUAAGGAGAAGGGCAAGGGUGCAAAUAAACUAGUCAAUCUGGCUGCUACUUGCAAAAUAGAAACUGAAGAUGCUCACAAUGCAAUUGCAGAUGUUAGAAUGUUGCAAGGUAUUUUAUUCCACUUUGAAAUAAAUGAUAAAAGUCUGAUAGAAUCAGUUCUUACGUGGGACAUGUUAGAUCAAAAGGAAGAUGAGAAAAAAAAAAGAAAAAGCUAA